AUGUCGGCAUUUACUCGCGAUUAUGCCACCGGUUCGGCGCCCAUAGAACGUGCUACAGCGGAUAUACAUUUCAAAUUGGCGUCAGACGACCUUCCGCCAGCUGAUGUAGCAGCUCUGGCACUAGUCAGCAGAACAUUGAGGUCCAAGGUCCCGGAAAGAGAAAGAAAGGUUGGAGAAAGCUUCGACCAGAGGUCGACAGUUUUACCAGCGCUUGAGAGAGAAGUUGACCGAUAUCAGCGGGGUAACGGGGACCCAGACCGAGUGUACUGCCCAUGGUGCAAUAUCCUGCAUACUCCCCUCGAGAGCCUGCAGGGCCACAAGCCAAUUGACAUCCAACGGCAUUGUAGUGGCAUCGGGUAUAAACCCUAUAAGUUUAGUGAAUUUUCCUUGGCAUUCCACCCUGUGGUUCUGCGUGCGCUUGUUGCAUACUUAGAGAAGCCUCGAGGCCUCACCCUACAAGCUCAUAUCAACCACUUGCAGUACUUGCUGACCGCCAGAACAGUCGCCAAUGUUGCGAGAAAAGCCUAUAUUGGAACUUCUCAUAGCGCGAGAGUCACCCAACGCGGGCUAUUCAUCCGAGAGCAACGUGUCCAGGUGUUGAACUUCCCGGAAGUGAAUUAUCGCAUACCAAUCUGCGACCACGCGUUUUUCGACCUUGAGCCCACUGCAAGGGGCGACGGGAACUUCCGGCUAUUAGUUGAUUCUACUAAUAGUAUGGGGGCGGGCUUGCGCAGUCACGGGAAUGUAUUCCUCCAGUCUGGCGACGUGAACACGUCGCAUCCUUUCAAUAGCAUUCUUGGCUGUAUUCACUGUCAGCGCGAUUUCCGGAUAGAGGGCGUCCCGGCGGCACAGCCAGAGCGAGUGACGGACCUCAUACCUGGAGGACGGGGACCAUUCGCGGCGAUCGUGUUGACAACGUGGAUGUAUCUUGGGACAGGUGAGAGUGCUUCGGCAAUUUACAACCUCUUGACCAAUCCUGUGAGUAGCACGCAAGCAUUCAAUGUUGGAAUGAUUGCGCAGGCCUACGAUGGACACUAG
This is a messenger RNA of Neoarthrinium moseri, 1038 nucleotides long. RefSeq lists its product as uncharacterized. Bases 1 to 1038 code for a protein of 345 amino acids. The transcript has a single exon. The record is from RefSeq and is a predicted model, not a curated record. Lineage: Eukaryota; Fungi; Ascomycota; Sordariomycetes; Amphisphaeriales; Apiosporaceae.